Molecule: messenger RNA, 1146 nt
Organism: Haliotis rubra (blacklip abalone)
Lineage: Eukaryota; Metazoa; Mollusca; Gastropoda; Lepetellida; Haliotidae
Exons: 3
Coding region: 1-1146 (381 amino acids)
Biological process (GO): DNA integration; DNA recombination
Molecular function (GO): DNA binding
Source: RefSeq, a predicted model, not a curated record
AUGGACAUCGAUAGCUCAGAUGAUGAUGGAAUGUUUUUGACCCAGUCAACAUACACAACGCAAUAUUCGGAUAUAUCUUCAGAUGAAACUGCUGAUAAAGUUAUUGUUGGUGACGUUUUGGAGGGUUUUGGUGACAAAAUCACUCAGUCGGAUGACGAGUUAGUGGCGUCUUGUAUAGUCGCUGAGAAGCAAUCAACGUAUGAAACUACGUAUGAAACUGACAAGAAGGGAGGGAACGCGUCGGAGACGUUUGCCGACAGCACAGUAUCAAAAAUGAAAUGGGCUACAACUUUAUUCAGAGAAUGGCAAAGUAACAGAAACAAACUAGCAGCGGACACUUCCAGGAACCUAAGCUUCAUUAUGGUACCACUGGAGGAAAUGAGCGUUGACGAACUGAACUAUACUAUUUCCAGAUUUGUCUGUGAGGUGAAGAAGACGGACGGCACUGAUUUCCCGUCCGACACCUUAUAUGGACUUGUGAUCUGCCUCCAGUUACACAUGGACAGCAUUGGCAAAGCCUACAAGUUCCUAACUGAUGACGCCUUUUUGCAAAUAAAGAACACCCUGGAUAACAUGAUGAAACGUCGCGCUAAGGAUCCAUCCAGUAAGCCACCGGUUCAAGCCGAAGUGAUCACGCCAGAGGAAGAGGAAGUUCUAUGGGCAAAAGGUGUUCUUGGGAGUGAUAACCCUAAGCAAUUAUUGGACACUAUUUUCUACUUGACCACCCCCAAAACAGACAGUGACCCCUUCUACUUGCGACCAUUACGAAAACCAAUGGGCGACGUAUGGUACAGCAGUCAAGCAGUUGGCCGCCACAGUCUAGCUGCUAUGGUGUCUGACAUUUGCCAAAGAGCUGGAUUGACCGGACACAGGACCAACCACUCACUACGCGCCACAGCCGCCACUCGUUUGUUUGAGGCUGGUGUUGACGAGCAAUUGAUAUGCGAGGUAACUGGGCACCGGUCAAGCGCAGUGAGGAGCUAUAAGCGUACCAACUCGGCUCAAAAAAGGAAGUUGAGUUCUCUUCUGCAAGGUCAAGCUUCAGUUCCUGGUUCAGCCAGUUCUACCGCUUGUUCUAGUACUGACAUAGAUAAGUCUGACGACAGUAAAAACAUUUCUGUUACUGUUAGUGUGAAUGUCAACUAA